AUGUUGGGUUUUGUCGCUACAGUGUUUGUGGCUUACUCUUUCACUUCAUAUAUUCUGCUGAGGAGACCGAUCAUAUUUCUCAGAAGAAAGUGGCUCCCUUUCGAAGCUUCUCAUAUUAGUCACCGGGGUGGUUCAGGAGAAGAGAUUGAAAAUACUUUAGAGGCUUUCAGUAGUUCUUUGCUUUUCGGUACAAAUAUGCUCGAAACUGAUUGUCAUAUCACGAAAGAUAAUCAGGUUGUCGUAUUUCAUGAUAAUACACUAGAUCGUUCUACUGGCGUGUCGGGUUUAGUGAAAGAAUUUUCAUACGAAGAUUUACCUAGAUACCUUAGAGUAAUUGAAGUUCAAUUCACCCCAGGUUCCUUUUGUAUUGCGGAGUCUCCCUCGUCGUAUAAAAUUGCACGAUUAGAGGACUUGUUUAAUAAGUUUCCAAAUACCCCCAUCAAUAUUGAUAUUAAAGUUAAUGACAAUAUUCUCAUCAAUGAGGUUGCCCGCCUUAUUGAAACUUACAAUCGAGAGCAUAUAACUGUAUGGGGGUCAAUGAAUUCAAAAGUAUCAAAAAAGUGUGAAUUACGCAAUAGAAACAUCCUCACUUUUGCUCCGUUUUCGUAUGUAAUAUGGAUAAUGGCGUGUUAUGUUGUGGGACUACUCCCUUUCGUACCUAUAAAAUAUGAUUGUUUUGAACUCCCUUUAGUUUCUGUUAUUCGAUCUAACGAGUUUGCCAGACGACGUCGUUGGGAUCGUUUUUUACCUAAUACAGCUCUUCUACUCUCAGAUUUCAUAUUAUCGUCACCUUUGUUCAUCGAACAUCUACGAAAACGUGGACUUCCGGUAUUCUUCUGGGUGUGUAACAAUGAAGAGGAUAUGCAGAAAGCUUUUGAACUUGGAGCUUCAGGUGUAAUGACGGACUAUCCCAGAAAACUAACCGAAUUCCUGAAGAAGCAUCCUGAGUAUCCAAAAGUUUUUUAA
Molecule: messenger RNA, 966 nt
Organism: Schistosoma spindalis
Lineage: Eukaryota; Metazoa; Platyhelminthes; Trematoda; Strigeidida; Schistosomatidae
Source: the annotation of a GenBank genome assembly